ACAUAGCGAGAUAUAGUUAGGAUUAUUAUUAAUUAGACUAAUAUGACAAGACAGAGUUUCAAGUUUCAUUAAACUAUUUGGUGGUGAUAUUAAAUGAAUAAUUUGCAGGUCAAUGAUGGAACCUCUAUUGCCUCAGACACAGGUGCAAAUUUUGCGAAAACGACAAAUAGUGCCCGGAUCAGGACGAAAAUGUUAUUUUUUACUAGGAAUUGUAUUCAUUUGUUCUGGGCUUAUAUAUAUAACAGAAAUCAACACAAUAUCACGAAGCUCGCGAUAUCUAAUGCAAACAAAUGAAGGAGAUGAGGACACCAGUGAGUCUUUACCUUCGCCUGGUUAUUUGGUCAACAACGAAGGUUGCAAAAUGCCAUCAAUGGAAGCAUUUAGUUCUAUUGUUCUACCUUAUGUUCAUAACGUAUCAAUAAAAGAUUGCACUGAUAAUGGUGUGAACCCGAUUAGAAUUGAAUCUGAUGAUAAGACUGUUUAUUUAACGCCGAUAUCUUUCGAUAAGACAGGUAACAUAUCAUUGGAUGUAACUUGCUGCUACAAGGAAUUUGAAAGAGAAACCAAGGAUUCCGAAAUGUCGGACCGAACAGUAAGAUUUCACGAAUCCUGCCAGCCAUUUGAAAAUCAAACAGAUGUUGGAAAUGCUGAGUUUAUUAAAGUCAUUUGCAAAAAUGAGAAAGAUAAACCCGAAUUUACAGACUAUCACUCAUUUGUGCCUCUUAAAUCUGAUGUGGAACAACGAUGUUCUAAAGGUGAUACAACUGCUAACGAACGAGUCAGUGUAUUGAUUUUGGGAAUCGACGCUGUAUCAAGACUGAAUUUUUAUAGAACUAUGCCGAAGACUGUUAAAGCUUUGAAAGACUUAGGUGGCAUAGAGAUGUUAGGAUACAAUAAAGUGGGCGACAAUACCUUUCCGAAUCUAAUACCAAUUCUAACUGGCAUGAGCGUUAAUGAACUGAAAAAGGAAUGUUGGCUUUCUCCCGAAAGUUAUUUUGAUCCUUGCCCAUUCAUUUGGAAGCAAUAUAAAGGCGCAGGAUAUCGGACAGUAUUUGCAGAAGAUGCUUCCUGGAUGGGAGUAUUUCAGUACCAGAAAAAUGGAUUCAAAUACCAACCAACUGAUUACUACUGGCAACCCUUUAGCUACAAAUCAGAGUCGGAUAUCGGACAUGAAAAACCUAUGAAUGCAAAUAUGUGCGUUGGUCCUAGGUUGACUCCUUUAAAUUUGCUUAGUUACGCAAAUAAAUUUGUGAAUAGAUUUCAUAAUAAACGAUACUUCGGUUUGUUUUGGGAAACAAGUAUAUCUCACGAUGACGUGAAUUACCCUCAGAUGAUCGAUGAGUACUAUGAAACAUUUAUAAGAAAUUUGUAUAGAAAUAAUUUAAUGAACUCCACGAUUCUGAUGGUUUUGAGUGACCAUGGUAUUAGAUGGGGAGAUUUGAGAAACACAUAUCAAGGAAUGGUGGAAGAACGGUUGCCAAUGCUGAAUUUUAUUUUGCCAAAAUGGUUUAACGAUAUGUAUCCAACAGCAGUUGCUAAUUUAAAGAAAAAUGUGAUGCAUCUCACUACGCCUUUUGAUUUGCAUGAAACGCUGCUGGAUUUGGUUCAUGCAAAUGAGCUGACAAAUGAAAAUGUUCGUUCCAGAACAAUUAAAAUACAAGAAGACCCACCACGGGGUAUCAGCCUGUUUCUCAAAGUUCCAACUUCCCGAACGUGCAACGCGUCAGGAAUCGAACCCCACUGGUGCACCUGCCACGACAGUAGCCCAGUUGACAUAAAAUCUGGUCCGGUUCAAACUGUUGCCUAUUACAUAGUGAAUUCUUUAAAUAAAAUAUUAUUACCAUAUAAAUUGUGUUCAAAUUUGACAUUAGAUGCAAUUAUAGAUGCUAGCGCGGCCGGUUCGCCUGGUCAUCUUGUAGUUAAUUCGCCAAAUAUUAUAGAUUAUACCGUGGUCCUAAGGACAAUACCAGGUUUAGCAUUAUUUGAAGCCACAGUGAGAGAUAAUAAUGGCACUUUAAGUUUAACCGGACCAAUAAGUAGGACGAAUAUGUAUCAUGAUCAGAGUAAAUGUGUGCAUGAUUAUAGAAUGAAAUUGUACUGUUUUUGUAUAUGAGACAAUAUUAGAUAAAUCAAAUUUGUUAUCUAUUAGUUAAGAUACUCCUCAAAUAAACGUUCUGGCAACUACGUACUAGAUUUUUGCUAGACAUAUUUGAAUCUAAUAUGGAGUAUUAAUAAUUACUAGUAAUUUACAGUACGACGUUGCAAUAAAACAAUACAUUUAGACAAUACAAGCGCGUUUGAAAAAAUUA
Molecule: messenger RNA, 2309 nt
Organism: Ctenocephalides felis (cat flea)
Lineage: Eukaryota; Metazoa; Arthropoda; Insecta; Siphonaptera; Pulicidae
Exons: 7
Coding region: 113-2113 (666 amino acids)
Source: RefSeq, a predicted model, not a curated record